This is a messenger RNA of Closterium sp. NIES-65, 18432 nucleotides long. Lineage: Eukaryota; Viridiplantae; Streptophyta; Zygnematophyceae; Desmidiales; Closteriaceae. The record is from the annotation of a GenBank genome assembly.
GACAACAUCAAUGCCACGCUAUCAGCCCAGCAAGGGCACAACGAGGAGGCGGCUGAAGCAUUGGAGAAAGCCAUACGAGCCCUCAUGGUCAACAAGCCUCUGCCAUCCCUAGCAGACGCUGCUGUCCGUGCUGCCUUCGUGCAUCUGCUGCUCCCCGCUCCCUCCAACCUCUCCUCCUCGUCCCCCUCCUUCUUCUCCCUCUCCUCCUCCAAUGAUUCACCGCCUCCUGUUUCCAACUCUCAAGCACCCAGUGCUUCCGCCACUGCUAACGAUCCCACUGACCCGACUGCUGCUAUUGGCCACACGGCUGCUUCGUCUAUUGCGAAUAGUGUCUCUGCUUCUGAGGAUAGAUUCUCCCCUGGGUUUUCUGUGGAUGAGCAUGCGGGGUGUGAGAGCUUCUGUGCGACCUGCAUUCGCCCACUCAACUGCUCCCUCGUGCCCUCCUUUCCCUGCUCCUGCUGCCGCCGGCCCGACACGCCUGCUAAUGUUGCUGCCUUGGAUGGAGAUUCGGAGGAUGGUGGUGAUGGUGGUGUUGGUGAUAGUAGUGGUGGUGGCAGAGUGCAGGGGGAGGGGGAGGAGUGGGGGAGGGGGGAGCGGGGGGGAGGGGGAGGAGGGGGAGAGGAGGGAGGAGAAAGGGAGGCGAGGAAACCGGCUUGUGUUGACGGCACGGCGGAGGGCCGAUGGGUAGUCGGCUCACUACUUGGGCGACCAGACCAGUCAACCCCUUAUUUUCUCUCCUCCCCUGUGCCUGUCUGCUCGCUUACCCUCCCUGCUCUCGCACUCCCCCCCUCUGCUCUCACACUCCCCCCUCUGCUCUCGCACUCCCCCCUCUGCUCUCGCACUCCUCCCCUCUGCUCUCGCACUCCUCUCCUCUGCUCUCGCACUCCUCCCCUCUGCUCUCGCACUCCUCCCCUCUGCUCUCGCACUCCCCCCCUCUGCUCUCGCACUCCCCCCUCUGCUCUCGCACUCCCCCCUCUGCUCUCGCACUCCUCCCCUCUGCUCUCGCACUCCUCCCCUCUGCUCUCGCACUCCUCCCCUCUGCUCUCGCACUCCCCCCUCUGCUCUCCCACUCCUCCCCUCUGCUCUCGCACUCCUCCUCUCUGCUCUCGCACUCCUCCUCUCUGCUCUCGGCUCCUCCUCUCUGCUCUCCCACUCCUCCCCUCUGCUCUCGCACUCCUCCUCUCUGCUCUCGCACUCCCCCCUCUGCUCUCCCACUCCCCCCCUCUGCUCUCGCACUCCUCCCCUCUGCUCUCGCACUCCCCCCUCUGCUCUCGCACUCCUCCCCUCUGCUCUCGCACUCCUCCCCUCUGCUCUCGCACUCCUCCCCUCUGCUCUCGCACUCCCCCCCUCUGCUCUCGCACUCCCCCCUCUGCUCUCCCACUCCUCCCCUCUGCUGUCGCACUCCUCCUCUCUGCUCUCGCACUCCUCCUCUCUGCUCUCGCACUCCUCCUCUCUGCUCUCCCACUCCUCCCCUCUGCUCUCGCACUCCUCAUCUCUGCUCUCGCACUCCCCCCUCUGCUCUCCCACUCCCCCCCUCUGCUCUCGCACUCCUCCCCUCUGCUCUCGCACUCCUCCCCUCUGCUCUCGCACUCCUCCCCUCUGCUCUCGCACUCCUCCCCUCUGCUCUCGCACUCCCCCCCUCUGCUCUCGCACUCCCCCCUCUGCUCUCGCACUCCCCCCUCUGCUCUCGCACUCCUCCCCUCUGCUCUCGCACUCCUCCCCUCUGCUCUCGCACUCCUCCCCUCUGCUCUCGCACUCCCCCCUCUGCUCUCCCACUCCUCCCCUCUGCUCUCGCACUCCUCCUCUCUGCUCUCGCACUCCUCCUCUCUGCUCUCGGCUCCUCCUCUCUGCUCUCCCACUCCUCCCCUCUGCUCUCGCACUCCUCCUCUCUGCUCUCGCGCUCCCCCCUCUGCUCUCCCACUCCCCCCCUCUGCUCUCGCACUCCCCCCUCUGCUCUCCCACUCCUCCCCUCUGCUCUCGCACUCCUCCCCUCUGCUCUCGCACUCCCCCCUCUGCUCUCGCACUCCUCCCCUCUGCUCUCGCACUCCUCCCCUCUGCUCUCGCACCCCUCCCCUCUGCUCUCGCACUCCCCCCUCUGCUCUCCCACUCCUCCCCUCUGCUCUCGCACUCCUCCUCUCUGCUCUCGCAUUCCUCCUCUCUGCUCUCGCACUCCUCCUCUCUGCUCUCCCACUCCUCCCCUCUGCUCUCGCACUCCUCCUCUCUGCUCUCGCACUCCCCCCUCUGCUCUCCCACUCCCCCCCUCUGCUCUCGCACUCCUCCCCUCUGCUCUCGCACUCCUCCCCUCUGCUCUCGCACUCCUCCCCUCUGCUCUCGCACUCCUCCCCUCUGCUCUCGCACUCCCCCCCUCUGCUCUCGCACUCCCCCCUCUGCUCUCCCACUCCUCCCCUCUGCUCUCGCACUCCUCCUCUCUGCUCUAGCACUCCUCCUCUCUGCUCUCGCACUCCUCCUCUCUGCUCUCCCACUCCUCCCCUCUGCUCUCGCACUCCUCCUCUCUGCUCUCGCACUCCCCCCUCUGCUCUCCCACUCCCCCCCUCUGCUCUCGCACUCCUCCCCUCUGCUCUCACACUCCUCCCCUCUGCUCUCGCACUCCUCCCCUCUGCUCUCGCACUCCUCCCCUCUGCUCUCGCACUCCCCCCUCUGCUCUCGCACUCCUCCUCUCUGCUCUCGCACUCCUCGUCUCUGCUCUCGCACUCCUCGUCUCUGCUCUCGCACUCCUCCUCUCUGCUCUCGCACUCCUCCUCUCUGCUCUCGCACUCCUCCUCUCUGCUCUCGCACUCCUCUCUGCUCUCGCACUCCUCCUCUCUGCUCUCGCACUCCUCCUCUCUGCUCUCGCACUCCUCCCCUCUGCUCUCGCACUCCUCUCUGCUCUCGCACUCCUCCUCUCUGCUCUCGCACUCCUCCUCUCUGCUCUCGCACUCCUCCCCUCUGCUCUCGCACUCCUCCCCUCUGCUCUCGCACUCCCCCCUCUGCUCUCCCACUCCUCCCCUCUGCUCUCGCACUCCUCCACUCUGCUCUCGCACUCCUCUCUGCUCUCCCACUCCUCCCCUCUGCUCUCGCACUCCUCCUCUUUGCUCUCGCACUCCCCCCUCUGCUCUCCCACUCCCCCCCUCUGCUCUCGCACUCCCCCCUCUGCUCUCCCACUCCUCCCCUCUGCUCUCCCACUCCUCCCCUCUGCUCUCGCACUCCCCCCUCUGCUCUCGCACUCCUCCCCUCUGCUCUCGCACUCCUCCCCUCUGCUCUCGCACCCCUCCCCUCUGCUCUCGCACUCCCCCCUCUGCUCUCCCACUCCUCCCCUCUGCUCUCGCACUCCUCUCUGCUCUCGCAUUCCUCCUCUCUGCUCUCGCACUCCUCCUCUCUGCUCUCCCACUCCUCCCCUCUGCUCUCGCACUCCUCCUCUCUGCUCUCGCACUCCCCCCUCUGCUCUCCCACUCCCCCCCUCUGCUCUCGCACUCCUCCCCUCUGCUCUCGCACUCCUCCCCUCUGCUCUCGCACUCCUCCCCUCUGCUCUCGCACUCCUCCCCUCUGCUCUCGCACUCCCCCCCUCUGCUCUCGCACUCCCCCCUCUGCUCUCCCACUCCUCCCCUCUGCUCUCGCACUCCUCCUCUCUGCUCUAGCACUCCUCCUCUCUGCUCUAGCACUCCUCCUCUCUGCUCUCCCACUCCUCCCCUCUGCUCUCGCACUCCCCCCUCUGCUCUCCCACUCCCCCCCUCUGCUCUCGCACUCCUCCCCUCUGCUCUCACACUCCUCCCCUCUGCUCCCGCACUCCUCCCCUCUGCUCUCGCACUCCUCCCCUCUGCUCUCGCAUGCCCCCCCUCGGCUCUCGCACUCCCCCCUCUGCUCUCGCACUCCCCCCUCUGCUCUCGCACUCCUCCUCUCUGCUCUCGCACUCCUCAUCUCUGCUCUCGCACUCCUCGUCUCUGCUCUCGCACUCCUCGUCUCUGCUCUCGCACUCCUCCUCUCUGCUCUCGCACUCCUCCUCUCUGCUCUCGCACUCCUCUCUGCUCUCGCACUCCUCCUCUCUGCUCUCGCACUCCUCCCACUCUGCUCUCGCACUCUUCCUCUCUGCUCUCCCACUCCUCCCCUCUGCUCUCGCACUCCUCCUCUCUGCUCUCGCACUCCCCCCUCUGCUCUCCCACUCCCCCCCUCUGCUCUCGCACUCCUCCCCUCUGCUCUCGCACUCCUCCCCUCUGCUCUCGCACUCCUCCCCUCUGCUCUCGCACUCCCCCCUCUGCUCUCCCACUCCUCCCGUCUGCUCUCGCACUCCUCCUCUCUGUUCUCGCACUCCUCCUCUCUGCUCUCGCACUCCUCCUCUCUGCUCUCCCACUCCUCCCCUCUGCUCUCGCACUCCUCCUCUCUGCUCUCGCACUCCUCCUCUCUGCUCUCGCACUCCUCCCGUCUGCUCUCGCACUCCUCCUCUCUGUUCUCGCACUCCUCCUCUCUGCUCUCGCACUCCUCCCCUCUGCUCUCGCACUCCUCCCCUCUGCUCUCGCACUCCUCCCCUCUGCUCUCGCACUCCCCCCUCUGCUCUCCCACUCCUCCCGUCUGCUCUCGCACUCCUCCUCUCUGUUCUCGCACUCCUCCUCUCUGCUCUCGCACUCCUCCUCUCUGCUCUCCCACUCCUCCCCUCUGCUCUCGCACUCCUCCUCUCUGCUCUCGCACUCCUCCUCUCUGCUCUCCCACUCCUCCCCUCUGCUCUCCCACUCCUCCUCUUUGCUCUCGCACUCCCCCCUCUGCUCUCCCACUCCCCCCCUCUGCUCUCGCACUCCCCCCUCUGCUCUCCCACUCCUCCCCUCUGCUCUCCCACUCCUCCCCUCUGCUCUCGCACUCCUCCCCUCUGCUCUCGCACUCCCCCCUCUGCUCUCGCACUCCCCCCUCUGCUCUCGCACUCCUCCCCUCUGCUCUCCCACUCCUCCCCUCUGCUCUCGCACUCCCCCCUCUGCUCUCGCACUCCCCCCUCUGCUCUCGCACUCCUCCCCUCUGCUCUCGCACUCCUCCCCUCUGCUCUCGCACUCCUCCCCUCUGCUCUCGCACUCCUCCCCUCUGCUCUCGCACUCCUCCCCUCUGCUCUCGCACUCCUCCCCUCUGCUCUCGCACUCCUCCCCUCUGCUCUCGCACUCCUCCCCUCUGCUCUCGCACUCCCCCCUCUGCUCUCCCACUCCUCCCCUCUGCUCUCGCACAACUCCUCUCUACUCUCGCACUCCUCCUCUCUGCUCUCGCACUCCUCCUCUCUGCUCUCCCACUCCUCCCCUCUGCUUUCGCACUCCUCCCCUCUGCUCUCGCACUCCCCCCUCUGCUCUCCCACUCCUCCCCUCUGCUCUCGCACUCCUCCUCUCUGCUCUUGCACUCCUCCUCUCUGCUCUGGCACUCCUCCUCUCUGCUCUCCCACUCCUCCCGUCUGCUCUCCCACUCCCCCCCUCUGCUCUCGCACUCCCCCCUCUGCUCUCCCACUCCUCCCCUCUUCUCUCCCACUCCCCCCCUCUGCUCUCGCACUCCCCCCCUCUGCUCUCCCACUCCCCCCCUCUGCUCUCGCAUUCCCCCCUCUGCUCUUCCACUCCUCCCCUCUGCUCUCCCACUCCUCCCCUCUGCUCUCGCACUCCCCCCCUCUGCUCUCGCACUCCCCCCUCUGCUCUCGCACUCCUCCCCUCUGCUCUCGCACUCCUCCCCUCUGCUCUCGCACUCCCCCCUCUGCUCUCGCACUCCUCCCCUCUGCUCUCGCACUCCUCCCCUCUGCUCUCGCACUCCUCCCCUCCGCUCUCGCACUCCCCCCUCUGCUCUCCCACUCCUCCCCUCUGCUCUCGCACUCCUCCUCUCUGCUCUCGCACUCCUCCUCUCUGCUCUCGCACUCCUCCUCUCUGCUCUCCCACUCCUCCCCUCUGCUCUCGCGCUCCUCCCCUCUGCUCUCGCACUCCUCCCCUCUGCUCUCGCACUCCUCCCCUCUGCUCUCGCACUCCUCCCCUCUGCUCUCGCACUCGUCCCCUCUGCUCUCGCACUCCCCCCUCUGCUCGCCCACUCCUCCCCUCUGCUCUCGCACUCCUCCUCUCUGCUCUCGCACUCCCCCCUCUGCUCUCCCACUCCUCCCCUCUUCUCUCCCACUCCCCCCCCUCUGCUCUCGCACUCCCCCCUCUGCUCUCCCACUCCUCCCCUCUGCUCUUCCACUCCUCCCCUCUGCUCUCCCACUCCUCCCCUCUGCUCUCGCACUCCCCCCCUCUGCUCUCGCACUCCCCCCUCUGCUCUCGCACUCCCCCCUCUGCUCUCGCACUCCUCCCCUCUGCUCUCGCACUCCUCCCCUCUGCUCUCGCACUCCUCCCCUCUGCUCUCGCACUCCCCCCUCUGCUCUCGCACUCCUCCCCUCUGCUCUCGCACUCCUCCCCUCUGCUCUCGCACUCCUCCCCUCCGCUCUCGCAUUCCCCCCUCUGCUCUCCCACUCCUCCCCUCUGCUCUCGCACUCCUCCUCUCUGCUCUCGCACUCCUCCUCUCUGCUCUCGCACUCCUCCUCUCUGCUCUCCCACUCCUCCCCUCUGCUCUCGCGCUCCUCCCCUCUGCUCUCGCACUCGUCCCCUCUGCUCUCGCACUCCUCCCCUCUGCUCUCGCACUCCCCCCUCUGCUCUCCCACUCCUCCCCUCUGCUCUCGCACUCCUCCUCUCUGCUCUCGCACUCCUCCUCUCUGCUCUCGCACUCCUCCUCUCUGCUCUCCCACUCCUCCCCUCUGCUCUCGCACUCCUCCUCUCUGCUCUCGCACUCCCCCCUGUGCUCUCCCACUCCCCCCUUCUGCUCUCGCACUCCCCCCUCUGCUCUCCCACUCCUCCCCUCUGCUCUCCCACUCCUCCCCUCUGCUCUCGCACUCCUCCUCUCUGCUCUCCCACUCCUCCCCUCUGCUCUCGCACUCCUCCUCUCUGCUCUCGCACUCCCCCCUCUGCUCUCCCACUCCCCCCCUCUGCUCUCGCACUCCCCCCUCUGCUCUCCCACUCCUCCCCUCUGCUCUCCCACUCCUCCCCUCUGCUCUCCCACUCCUCCCCUCUGCUCUCGCACUCCUCCCUUCUGCUCUCGCACUCCCCCCUCUGCUCUCGCACUCCCCCCUCUGCUCUCGCACUCCUCCCCUCUGCUCUCGCACUCCUCCCCUCUGCUCUCGCACUCCUCCCCUCUGCUCUCGCACUCCCCUCUCUGCUCUCCCACUCCUCCCCUCUGCUCUCCCACUCCCCCCCUCUGCUCUCGCACUCCCCCCUCUGCUCUCCCACUCUCCCCCUCUGCUCUCGCACUCCCCCCUCUGCUCUCCCACUCCUCCUCUCUGCUCUCGCACUCCUCUCUGCUCUCGCACUCCUCCCUCUGCUCUCGCACUCCUCCUCUCUGCUCUCGCACUCCUCCUCUCUGCUCUCGCACUCCUCCCCUCUGCUCUCGCACUCCUCCCCUCUGCUCUCGCACUCCUCCCCUCUGCUCUCGCACUCCUCCCCUCUGCUCUCGCACUCCUCCCCUCUGCUCUCGCACUCCCCUCUCUGCUCUCCCACUCCUCCCCUCUGCUCUCGCACUCCUCCCCUCUGCUCUCGCACUCCUCCCCUCUGCUCUCCCACUCCCCCCCUCUGCUCUCGCACUCCCCCCUCUGCUCUCCCACUCCUCCUCUCUGCUCUCCCACUCCUCCCCUCUGCUCUCGCACUCCUCCUCUCCGCUCUCGCACUCCCCCCUCUGCUCUCCCACUCCUCCCCUCUGCUCUCGCACUCCUCCUCUCUGCUCUCGCACUCCUCCUCUCUGCUCUCGCACUCCUCCUCUCUGCUCUCCCACUCCUCCCCUCUGCUCUCGCGCUCCUCCCCUCUGCUCUCGCACUCGUCCCCUCUGCUCUCGCACUCCUCCCCUCUGCUCUCGCACUCCCCCCUCUGCUCUCCCACUCCUCCCCUCUGCUCUCGCACUCCUCCUCUCUGCUCUCGCACUCCUCCUCUCUGCUCUCGCACUCCUCCUCUCUGCUCUCCCACUCCUCCCCUCUGCUCUCGCACUCCUCCUCUCUGCUCUCGCACUCCCCCCUGUGCUCUCCCACUCCCCCCUUCUGCUGUCGCACUCCCCCCUCUGCUCUCCCACUCCUCCCCUCUGCUCUCCCACUCCUCCCCUCUGCUCUCGCACUCCUCCUCUCUGCUCUCGCACUCCCCCCUCUGCUCUCCCACUCCUCCUCUCUGCUCUCGCACUCCUCUCUGCUCUCGCACUCCUCCUCUCUGCUCUCGCACUCCUCCUCUCUGCUUUCGCACUCCUCCCCUCUGCUCUCGCACUCCUCCUCUCUGCUCUCGCACUCCUCUCUGCUCUCGCACUCCUCCUCUCUGCUCUCCCACUCCUCCCCUCUGCUCUCGCGCUCCUCCCCUCUGCUCUCGCACUCCUCCCCUCUGCUCUCGCACUCCUCCCCUCUGCUCUCGCACUCCUCCCCUCUGCUCUCGCACUCCUCCCCUCUGCUCUCGCACUCCCCCCUCUGCUCUCCCACUCCUCCCCUCUGCUCUCGCACUCCUCCUCUCUGCUCUUGCACUCCUCCUCUCUGCUCUGGCACUCCUCCCCUCUGCUCUCGCACUCCUCCCCUCUGCUCUCGCACUCCUCCCCUCUGCUCUCGCACUCCUCCCCUCCGCUCUCGCACUCCCCCCUCUGCUCUCCCACUCCUCCCCUCUGCUCUCGCACUCCUCCUCUCUGCUCUCGCACUCCUCCUCUCUGCUCUCGCACUCCUCCUCUCUGCUCUCCCACUCCUCCCCUCUGCUCUCGCGCUCCUCCCCUCUGCUCUCGCACUCGUCCCCUCUGCUCUCGCACUCCUCCCCUCUGCUCUCGCACUCCCCCCUCUGCUCUCCCACUCCUCCCCUCUGCUCUCGCACUCCUCCUCUCUGCUCUCGCACUCCUCCUCUCUGCUCUCGCACUCCUCCUCUCUGCUCUCCCACUCCUCCCCUCUGCUCUCGCACUCCUCCUCUCUGCUCUCGCACUCCCCCCUGUGCUCUCCCACUCCCCCCUUCUGCUCUCGCACUCCCCCCUCUGCUCUCCCACUCCUCCCCUCUGCUCUCCCACUCCUCCCCUCUGCUCUCGCACUCCUCCUCUCUGCUCUCGCACUCCCCCCUCUGCUCUCCCACUCCUCCUCUCUGCUCUCGCACUCCUCUCUGCUCUCGCACUCCUCCUCUCUGCUCUCGCACUCCUCCUCUCUGCUUUCGCACUCCUCCCCACUGCUCUCGCACUACUCUUCUCUGCUCUCGCACUCCUCUCUGCUCUCGCACUCCUCCUCUCUGCUCUCCCACUCCUCCCCUCUGCUCUCGCGCUCCUCCCCUCUGCUCUCGCACUCCUCCCCUCUGCUCUCGCACUCCUCCCCUCUGCUCUCGCACUCCUCCCCUCUGCUCUCGCACUCCUCCCCUCUGCUCUCGCACUCCCCCCUCUGCUCUCCCACUCCUUCCCUCUGCUCUCGCACUCCUCCUCUCUGCUCUUGCACUCCUCCUCUCUGCUCUGGCACUCCUCCUCUCUGCUCUCCCACUCCUCCCCUCUGCUCUCGCACUCCUCCUCUCUGCUCUCGCACUCCCCCCUCUGCUCUCCCACUCCCCCCCUCUGCUCUCGCACUCCCCCCUCUGCUCUCCCACUCCUCCCCUCUUCUCUCCCACUCCCCCCCUCUGCUCUCGCACUCCCCCCUCUGCUCUCCCACUCCUCCCCUUUGCUCUUCCACUCCUCCCCUCUGCUCUCCCACUCCUCCCCUCUGCUCUCGCACUCCCCCCCUCUGCUCUCGCACUCCCCCCUCUGCUCUCGCACUCCCCCCUCUGCUCUCGCACUCCUCCCCUCUGCUCUCGCACUCCUCCCCUCUGCUCUCGCACUCCUCCCCUCUGCUCUCGCACUCCCCCCUCUGCUCUCGCACUCCUCCCCUCUGCUCUCGCACUCCUCCCCUCCGCUCUCGCACUCCUCCCCUCCGCUCUCGCACUCCCCCCUCUGCUCUCCCACUCCUCCCCUCUGCUCUCGCACUCCUCCUCUCUGCUCUCGCACUCCUCCUCUCUGCUCUCGCACUCCUCCUCUCUGCUCUCCCACUCCUCCCCUCUGCUCUCGCGCUCCUCCCCUCUGCUCUCGCACUCGUCCCCUCUGCUCUCGCACUCCUCCCCUCUGGUCUCGCACUCCCCCCUCUGCUCUCCCACUCCUCCCCUCUGCUCUCGCACUCCUCCUCUCUGCUCUCGCACUCCUCCUCUCUGCUCUGGCACUCCUCCCCUCUGCUCUCGCACUCCUCCCCUCUGCUCUCGCACUCCUCCCCUCCGCUCUCGCACUCCUCCCCUCCGCUCUCGCACUCCCCCCUCUGCUCUCCCACUCCUCCCCUCUGCUCUCGCACUCCUCCUCUCUGCUCUCGCACUCCUCCUCUCUGCUCUCGCACUCCUCCUCUCUGCUCUCCCACUCCUCCCCUCUGCUCUCGCACUCCUCCUCUCUGCUCUCGCACUUCCCCCUGUGCUCUCCCACUCCCCCCUUCUGCUCUCGCACUCCCCCCUCUGCUCUCCCACUCCUCCCCUCUGCUCUCCCACUCCUCCCCACUCCUCCUCUCUGCUCUCGCACUCCCCCCUCUGCUCUCCCACUCCCCCCCUCUGCUCUCGCACUCCCCCCUCUGCUCUCCCACUCCCCCCCUCUGCUCUCGCACUCCCCCCUCUGCUCUCCCACUCCUCCCCUCUGCUCUCCCACUCCUCCCCUCUGCUCUCCCACUCCUCCCCUCUGCUCUCGCACUCCUCCCUUCUGCUCUCGCACUCCCCCCUCUGCUCUCGCACUCCCCCCUCUGCUCUCGCACUCCUCCCCUCUGCUCUCGCACUCCUCCCCUCUGCUCUCGCACUCCUCCCCUCUGCUCUCGCACUCCUCCUCUCUGCUCUCGCACUCCUCCUCUCUGCUUUCGCACUCCUCCCCUCUGCUCUCGCACUCCUCCUCUCUGCUCUCGCACUCCUCUCUGCUCUCGCACUCCUCCUCUCUGCUCUCCCACUCCUCCCCUCUGCUCUCGCGCUCCUCCCCUCUGCUCUCGCACUCCUCCCCUCUGCUCUCGCACUCCUCCCCUCUGCUCUCGCACUCCUCCCCUCUGCUCUCGCACUCCUCCCCUCUGCUCUCGCACUCCCCCCUCUGCUCUCCCACUCCUCCCCUCUGCUCUCGCACUCCUCCUCUCUGCUCUUGCACUCCUCCUCUCUGCUCUGGCACUCCUCCCCUCUGCUCUCGCACUCCUCCCCUCUGCUCUCGCACUCCUCCCCUCUGCUCUCGCACUCCUCCCCUCCGCUCUCGCACUCCCCCCUCUGCUCUCCCACUCCUCCCCUCUGCUCUCGCACUCCUCCUCUCUGCUCUCGCACUCCUCCUCUCUGCUCUCGCACUCCUCCUCUCUGCUCUCCCACUCCUCCCCUCUGCUCUCGCGCUCCUCCCCUCUGCUCUCGCACUCGUCCCCUCUGCUCUCGCACUCCUCCCCUCUGCUCUCGCACUCCCCCCUCUGCUCUCCCACUCCUCCCCUCUGCUCUCGCACUCCUCCUCUCUGCUCUCGCACUCCUCCUCUCUGCUCUCGCACUCCUCCUCUCUGCUCUCCCACUCCUCCCCUCUGCUCUCGCACUCCUCCUCUCUGCUCUCGCACUCCCCCCUGUGCUCUCCCACUCCCCCCUUCUGCUCUCGCACUCCCCCCUCUGCUCUCCCACUCCUCCCCUCUGCUCUCCCACUCCUCCCCUCUGCUCUCGCACUCCUCCUCUCUGCUCUCGCACUCCCCCCUCUGCUCUCCCACUCCUCCUCUCUGCUCUCGCACUCCUCUCUGCUCUCGCACUCCUCCUCUCUGCUCUCGCACUCCUCCUCUCUGCUUUCGCACUCCUCCCCACUGCUCUCGCACUACUCUUCUCUGCUCUCGCACUCCUCUCUGCUCUCGCACUCCUCCUCUCUGCUCUCCCACUCCUCCCCUCUGCUCUCGCGCUCCUCCCCUCUGCUCUCGCACUCCUCCCCUCUGCUCUCGCACUCCUCCCCUCUGCUCUCGCACUCCUCCCCUCUGCUCUCGCACUCCUCCCCUCUGCUCUCGCACUCCCCCCUCUGCUCUCCCACUCCUUCCCUCUGCUCUCGCACUCCUCCUCUCUGCUCUUGCACUCCUCCUCUCUGCUCUGGCACUCCUCCUCUCUGCUCUCCCACUCCUCCCCUCUGCUCUCGCACUCCUCCUCUCUGCUCUCGCACUCCCCCCUCUGCUCUCCCACUCCCCCCCUCUGCUCUCGCACUCCCCCCUCUGCUCUCCCACUCCUCCCCUCUUCUCUCCCACUCCCCCCCUCUGCUCUCGCACUCCCCCCUCUGCUCUCCCACUCCUCCCCUCUGCUCUUCCACUCCUCCCCUCUGCUCUCCCACUCCUCCCCUCUGCUCUCGCACUCCCCCCCUCUGCUCUCGCACUCCCCCCUCUGCUCUCGCACUCCCCCCUCUGCUCUCGCACUCCUCCCCUCUGCUCUCGCACUCCUCCCCUCUGCUCUCGCACUCCUCCCCUCUGCUCUCGCACUCCCCCCUCUGCUCUCGCACUCCUCCCCUCUGCUCUCGCACUCCUCCCCUCCGCUCUCGCACUCCUCCCCUCCGCUCUCGCACUCCCCCCUCUGCUCUCCCACUCCUCCCCUCUGCUCUCGCACUCCUCCUCUCUGCUCUCGCACUCCUCCUCUCUGCUCUCGCACUCCUCCUCUCUGCUCUCCCACUCCUCCCCUCUGCUCUCGCGCUCCUCCCCUCUGCUCUCGCACUCGUCCCCUCUGCUCUCGCACUCCUCCCCUCUGCUCUCGCACUCCCCCCUCUGCUCUCCCACUCCUCCCCUCUGCUCUCGCACUCCUCCUCUCUGCUCUCGCACUCCUCCUCUCUGCUCUCGCACUCCUCCUCUCUGCUCUCCCACUCCUCCCCUCUGCUCUCGCACUCCUCCUCUCUGCUCUCGCACUCCCCCCUGUGCUCUCCCACUCCCCCCUUCUGCUCUCGCACUCCCCCCUCUGCUCUCCCACUCCUCCCCUCUGCUCUCCCACUCCUCCCCACUCCUCCUCUCUGCUCUCGCACUCCCCCCUCUGCUCUCCCACUCCCCCCCUCUGCUCUCGCACUCCCCCCUCUGCUCUCCCACUCCCCCCCUCUGCUCUCGCACUCCCCCCUCUGCUCUCCCACUCCUCCCCUCUGCUCUCCCACUCCUCCCCUCUGCUCUCCCACUCCUCCCCUCUGCUCUCGCACUCCUCCCUUCUGCUCUCGCACUCCCCCCUCUGCUCUCGCACUCCCCCCUCUGCUCUCGCACUCCUCCCCUCUGCUCUCGCACUCCUCCCCUCUGCUCUCGCACUCCUCCCCUCUGCUCUCGCACUCCCCUCUCUGCUCUCCCACUCCUCCCCUCUGCUCUCCCACUCCCCCCCUCUGCUCUCGCACUCCCCCCUCUGCUCUCCCACUCCCCCCCUCUGCUCUCGCACUCCCCCCUCUGCUCUCCCACUCCUCCCCUCUGCCCUCCCACUCCUCCUCUCUGCUCUCGCACUCCUCUCUGCUCUCGCACUCCUCCCUCUGCUCUCGCACUCCUCCUCUCUGCUCUCGCACUCCUCCUCUGUGCUCUCGCACUCCUCCCCUCUGCUCUCGCACUCCUCCUCUCUGCUCUCGCACUCCUCCUCUCUGCUCUCGCACCCCUCCUCUCUGCUCUCGCACUCCUCCUCUCUGCUCUCGCACUCCUCCUCUCUGCUCUCGCACUCCUCCCCUCUGCUCUCGCACUCCUCUCUGCUCUCGCACUCCUCCUCUCUGCUCUCGCACUCCUCCUCUCUGCUUUCGCACUCCUCCUCUCUGCUCUCGCACUCCUCCCCUCUGCUCUUGCACUCCUCCUCUCUGCUCUCGCACUCCUCCUCUCUGCUCUCGCACUCCUCUCUGCUCUCGCACUCCUCUCUGCUCUCGCACUCCUCUCUGCUCUCGCACUCCUCCUCUCUGCUCUCGCACUCCUCCUCUCUGCUCUCGCACUCCUCCUCUCUGCUCUCGCACUCCUCCUCUCUGCUCUCGCACUCCUCCUCUCUGCUCUCGCACUCCUCCUCUCUGCUCUCGCACUCCUCCUCUCUGCUCUCGCACUCCUCUCUGCUCUCGCACUCCUCCUCUCUGCUCUCGCACUCCUCCUCUCUGCUCUCGCACUCCUCCUCUCUGCUCUCGCACUCCUCCUCUCUGCUCUCGCACUCCUCCUCUCUGCUCUCGCACUCCUCUCUGCUCUCGCACUCCUCUCUGCUCUCGCACUCCUCCUCUCUGAUCUCGCUCUCCUCUCUGCUCUCGCACUCCUCCUCUCUGCUCUCGCACUCCUCCUCUCUGCUCUCGCACUCCUCCUCUCUGCUCUCGCACUCCUCCUCUCUGCUCUCGCACUCCUCCUCUCUGCUCUCGCACUCCUCCUCUCUGCUCUCGCACUCCUCCUCUCUGCUCUCGCACUCCUCCUCUCUGCUCUCGCACUCCUUCUCUCUGCUCUCGCACUCCUCCUCUCUGCUCUCGCACUCCUCCUCUCUGCUCUCGCACUCCUCCUCUCUGCUCUCGCACUCCUCCUCUCUGCUCUCGCACUCCUCCUCUCUACUCUCGCACUCCUCCUCUCUGCUCUCGUACUCCUCCUCUCUGCUCUCGCACUCCUCCUCUCUGCUCUCGCACUCCUCCUCUCUGCUCUCGCACUCCUCCUCUCUGCUCUCGCACUCCUCCUCUCUGCUCUCGCACUCCUCCUCUCUGCUCUCGCGCUCCUCCUCUCUGCUCUCGCACUCCUCCUCUCUGGUCUCGCACUACUCCUCUCUGCUCUCGCACUCCUCCUCUCUGCUCUCGCACUCCUCCCCUCUGCUCUCGCACUCCUCCUCUCUGCUCUCGCACUCCUCCUCUCUGCUCUCGCACUCCUCGUCUCUGCUCUCGCACUCCUCGUCUCUGCUCUCGCACUCCUCCUCUCUGCUCUCGCACUCCUCUCUGCUCUCGCACUCCUCUCUGCUCUCGCACUCCUCCUCUCUGCUCUCGCACUCCUCCUCUCUGCUCCCGCACUCCUCCUCUCUGCUCUCGCACUCCUCCUCUCUGCUCUUGCACUCCUCCUCUCUGCUCUCGCACUCCUCCUCUCUGCUCUCGCACUCCUCCUCUCUGCUCUCGCACUCCUCCUCUCUGCUCUCGCACUCCUCCUCUCUGCUCUCGCACUCCUCCUCUCUGCUCUCGCACUCCUCCUCUCUGCUCUCGCUCUCCUCUCUGCUCUCGCACUCCUCCUCUCUGCUCUCGCACUCCUCCUCUCUGCUCUCGCACUCCUCCUCUCUGCUCUCGCACUCCUCCUCUCUGCUCUCGCACUCCUCCUCUCUGCUCUCGCACUCCUCCUCUCUGCUCUCGCACUCCUCCUCUCUGCUCUCGCACUCCUCCUCUCUGCUCUCGCACUCCUCCCUCUGCUCUCCCACUCCUCCUCUCUUCUCUCGCACUCCUCUCUGCUCUCGCACUCCUCCUCUCUGCUCUCGCACUCCUCCUCUCUGCUCUCGCACUCCUCCUCUCUGCUCUCGCACUCCUCCUCUCUGCUCUCGCACUCCUCCUCUCUGCUCUCGCACUCCUCCUCUCUGCUCUCGCACUCCUCUCUGCUCUCCCACUCCUCCCCUCUGCUCUCGCACUCCUCCCCUCUUCUCUCGCACUCCUCCUCUCUGCUCUCGCUCUCCUCCUCUCUGCUCUCGCACUCCUCCUCUCUGCUCUCGCACUCCUCCUCUCUGCUCUCGCACUCCUCCUCUCUGCUCUCGCACUCCUCCUCUCUGCUCUCGCACUCCUCCUCUCUGCUCUCGCACUCCUCCCCUCUGCUCUCGCACUCCUCCUCUCUGCUCUCGCACUCCUCCUCUCUGCUCUCGCACUCCUCGUCUCUGCUCUCGCACUCCUCUUCUCUGCUCUCGCACUCGUCCUCUCUGCUCUCGCACUCCUCCUCUCUGCUCUCGCACUCCUCCUCUCUGCUCUCGCACUCCUCCUCUCUGCUCUCGCACUCCUCCUCUCUGCUCUCGCACUCCUCCUCUCUGCUCUCGCACUCCUCCUCUCUGCUCUCGCACUCCUCUCUGCUCUCGCACUCCUCCUCUCUGCUCUCGCACUCCUCCUCUCUGCUCUCGCACUCCUCCCCUCUGCUCUCGCACUCCUCCUCUCUGCUCUCGCACUCCUCCUCUCUGCUCUCGCACUCCUCCUCUCUGCUCUCGCACUCCUCCUCUCUGCUCUCGCACUCCUCCUCUCUGCUCUCGCACUCCUCUCUGCUCUCGCACUCCUCUCUGCUCUCGCACUCCUCCUCUCUGCUCUUGCACUCCUCCUCUCUGCCCUCGCACUCCUCCUCUCUGCUCUCGCACUCCUCCUCUCUGCUCUCGCACUCCUCCUCUCUGCUCUCGCACUCCUCCUCUCUGCUCUCGCACUCCUCCUCUCUGCUCUCGCACUCCUCCUCUCUGCUCUCGCACUCCUCCUCUCUGCUCUCGCACUCCUCUCUGCCCUCGCACUCCUCCUCUCUGCUCUCGCACUCCUCCUCUCUGCUCUCGCACUCCUCCCCUCUGCUCUCGCACUCCUCCUCUCUGCUCUCGCACUCCUCCUCUCUGCUCUCGCACUCCUCCUCUCUGCUCUCGCACUCCUCCUCUCUGCUCUCGCACUCCUCCUCUCUGCUCUCGCACUCCUCUCUGCUCUCGCACUCCUCCUCUCUGCUCUUGCACUCCUCCUCUCUGCCCUCGCACUCCUCCUCUCUGCUCUCGCACUCCUCCUCUCUGCUCUCGCACUCCUCCUCUCUGCUCUCGCACUCCUCCUCUCUGCUCUCGCACUCCUCCUCUCUGCUCUCGCACUCCUCCUCUCUGCUCUCGCACUCCUCUCUGCUCUCGCACUCCUCUCUGCUCUCGCACUCCUCCUCUCUGCUCUCGCACUCCUCCUCUCUGCUCUCGCACUCCUCCUCUCUGCUCUCGCACUCCUCCUCUCUGCUCUCGCACUCCUCCUCUCUGCUCUCCCAUCCCCCCCCUCUCCCCCAUCAUGACUUCUCUGGUCGGGACUCACACGAGUGCCUCAAGGGGCAGUGGAUUCACUUUUUCGGCGACCAGACCUCUCGAACCCUCUCGAGUCCCUGUCUCUCUUCUCUCCCCUAACCCUGCCUGCUCUCCCACUCGCCCCGCUCUCAUACUCGCCCCUCUAUUCCCAAUCAGUGACCUCUCUGGUCGGGACUUACACGAGUACCUCAAGGGGCAGUGGAUUCACCUAUUCGGCGACCAGACCUCUCGAACUCUCUCCACCUUCUUUGAUCCAACCUGUGUUCCCUCCUCUCUCCCCUCCCUCACACCUUACCACACCACUCCCCACCACACCUCACCGCACAGUGACUUUUCAGGCCGUGAGAUGUUCGAGUGCCUCAAGGGGCAGUGGAUCCAUUUUUUCGGCGACCAGACCUCUCGAACCCUCUCCACCUUCUUUGCCAAGAAGAUGCGAAUAAAAAAGGUCGGCAUCAAACCUCCAGAGGAAUUAAAGCCCCCUUCCCCAUCUUCCUCCUCUGCUUCACCCUCCUCCUCCUCUGCCUCCUCCUCCUCCUCCUCCUCCUCCUCCUCCUCCUCCUCCUCCUCCUCCUCCUCCUCCUCCUCCUCCUCCUCCUCCUCCUCCUCCUCCUCCUCCUCCUCCUCCUCCUCCUCCUCUUCCUCCUCCUCUCCCACUCCCACCGUGGAUGAAGGUAGAGCUCUUAUCCAGAAGGAUGAUCGAAGCUCUUAUAACAGAAGAAGGCUUGCUUAUAACGAGGACAAUACUGCCAGCGAAGGCACUAGCAGCAGCAGCAACUCUAUCGAAGGCUCUUCUAGUGAGAACAUUGAUAGUGACAGUAAUGAGACAGCUAGUAACGAGGGUGACAGUACCGAGAGAGCUAGCACCGCAACUGAUGGCAGUAACGAGGGGGCUAGUAAUGAGGAUGACAAGGCAGCAGGAGGAAGAGCAAGGGGAUGGCAGCCCGUGGCAAGGAUUGCAGAUCGCCCCACUGUCUCGUACCUCUUUCGAGCAAAGAUGGCCCACCAACGCGCCCCAGCUCCAGGGGACCAACCAGAAGACGACGUUAACGACUUCUUUUUUGACGCGCUACAGGACCCUUUAGCGGAUCGGCCGGAUGUGCUUAUAAUGAGUAUGGGCGCGCACGAGGUGUUUGGGUGGUCCGGGCGGCCGCGCGUGAAGCUAAACCUGACUGUUUAUAAAGAGGAUACGGAGGAGCUGCUGGGGAAGGUGCUGGGAAGCUUCCCGGAGCAGCGGGUGAUAUGGUGGAAGGCGCAUUAUAUCCAACAAGGCAAGAUCAAGGGAGAGCAAUUGUUCAACAUUCGGAGAUACCACAGCCGCUACCAACGCCAUGCUGCCUCCCGCUUUUCUGCCAACGGGCAUUCGAUUGCAGAUUUCUAUGCGACCACCAGGAGGAGGAGCGAGGCUUGUAGAGGGGAUGGAGUGAACUAUGACUCGGAAGUGGUUUGGCAACAUGUGAAGGUCCUUGCGCAUAUGCUGUGUUACAAACAUGCUAACAAAAGAUAA